Coregonus sp. 'balchen' is the source of this 3177-nucleotide messenger RNA. The record is from the annotation of a GenBank genome assembly. NCBI's taxonomy places the organism in Eukaryota, Metazoa, Chordata, Actinopteri, Salmoniformes, Salmonidae.
AUGCAAGUCUAUGAUGGCAAAGGGGUCUUCCAAGUAAGCAAAGGUCAGACUCAUGGGCCAGGGUCUGGUAUUUACAUGGAAACAAUAUUGAAUAUUUAUAUUACUGUGUUGAAUUCCAGGUAGUAACCUACGUAUGCAUGAUUACCAGUUCUGCCAUAUUGCCUCCUCAUCCUAAAGAUAGGUCAUACCAAAUAAUUACAUUAGUGGUGUAUGACUAUUUUCAGUAUCCCUGCAUGGUCUGGAAGGUCACUGUUCCAGUUAGGGGGUUUCUGUGUCUAUGUGUUUAUGUCUAUGUGGUCAGACAGACAGCCAGCAGCCAGGUUAUUAUCACUGCUCCUGAUAAACAGAAACUGGAAAUGACAUCACCACAAGAUGUUACCUGAAACGUAGAAGUGAGGCCUUUGUCAAUAACCUGGGACCCACUACCUUCUGAAAAAGUUGGUAGGUGUUUCAUAUCCCUCAGCCACACUGACCUAUGAGCAUGCAGAAGAAGUCAUACAAACACUUCUCCAGACAUAUGAAGCCUAGAUGAAAAUGCACACUGUUAUGAUAUUUUCUCUCUCUCUCGCUCUAUCUCUCUAACCCUCCCCCCCCCCCUCUCUCUCUCUCUCUCUCUCUCUCUCUCUCUCUCUCUCUUUCUUUCUCUUCUUUCUUUCUCUUUCGUUCUCUCUCUCUCCUCCCCCGAACCCUCCCUCUAGCUUUCAUGGCUAUGAGAGUCUACUGAAAUUAAAAUAACCAGAAAGGUAACUGGGGGCAAGGUCAUGUCUCACUUUAAAAACCAUCAACAGUUUAAUCUGCACCACCAGGAGAUUAACUGGAAGUCAGUUCAGUUCCCUGAAAUGAUUAGGACCAACGUGCGUCCCAAUGGCUGAGCUUGAGUAUAAUUCUCAUUAGUUUGUUUUGGGUCGUUUGAAGUUUGUCCUUCAGAUUUUGUGAUACGCCACUGAACCAUGAGAUAGAAGCAUAGCCAUAGUGGCACCGUAUCAGAGAUGUUUCCAGGGUCCUCAUAAUCUCUGUAUACAGGAACUUGGCUACCCUUGCCAGGAACUUUGUCCUGCAGUGAACCUACCCAAUGACCUUCAGAGCCAUAAGUUCACAUGUCAUGUGUUGGUCCAGUUCACAUCCCAGUGUAUGUAACAGAGCAUUUUUCCUUCACCGCUACACCAUUAAACUUGACCGAGAAGUUGGAAGAGUUUCUCACUUUCUGUUUGGAACCAAACAGGAUACAUUCUGUCUUGCUUAAAUGGAUAACCAUUUACUGCCUUGUCAGUUGGCUGCUUAGGGUCUUUUCAACAGUCUCCUUAGUCUAAUGUGAAACCGAAGGGUAGAAGCAUCCACAUACAGGAUUUAUUGCAUGUGCUUUCUUACAUGAUAACUCUAGGAAAACAGUUAGCUUUCUCUAAAUUCAUUGUUGGUCUUUGCAUGGUGUGUUGACUGUAGAAUGCCUAGUCAUCAGUGAUUGGUUGGAUAUCUCGAAACAUUUGCUUUAUUACUGUGUGAUAACACCUACAUAAUACCUAUAUUCAGCAACAUAUCAUGAUGUAUUGAUUCUGCAGUUUUGAAUGAGUGCCAAUGGUGUGGUUGGUUCAGCAGCUGUUGCAGUGCUUCUAGAACGGAAAAUAAAUUAAGACCCUGUGCUAGAUGCAUGUCACUCAUUACAUUUAAGGCAAAACGGGACUGUAUGGAAUGAUUGUUUUUAUUACAUAAUAAGAUAAACUGCAGGACUAGGACAACUGCAGUUAUGCCCUAAAUACCACACUUCAUUGAGCUGUAACUUUAUUUUGUCUUAAUUCAUGACAGAGCUGUUUUUGUGUAAGGGUUUAUAAUACCUUAUUUCAGACUGACAUGUAUUUAUAAUGUAUUUAUAAUGUAUUUAUAAUGUCGCCCAUGCAGUAUAUGAUGCAUUGGUGGUGAGUAAUUACACAGUAACCACAGUGUGAUUUGUACUUGAGCUGAGGAGGAGUUAUCAGAUCCACCCCCACUUCUCUUUUCCUGUCAUCUCAUUCUGUUCUGCUGAAUGUGGUGGAGGAGUGGACUUUAAUAAAGUAAAAUAGGACCCACACCCUCAGAUACGUACAGAUAGAAAGUGCAAAUAUGUAAAGUGCCAUUUAUAGUAUAAAUGAAACCUGGAAAAGCACUAUAUAAAUCCAAUCCAUUAUUAUCUAUUAAUUGAUUGUGUAACACUUUGCAUUGUAGUGUAUUAUUGUUUAAUUAUUCAUGUAGGCACACUGUAACAAAUAUUACAACUUAACAAUGAGUAAUUACAAUACUUCCUACACAAUACUUACAUUAAUAAAUAUACAGUGAAAAGAUCAUUGUAAUACAGUAUGCAAACCAUUGAUUGAUGUCAGAAUAACAUGUGUAUUUGUGUGUUUCAGGUGUGGGUGUUCCUCUGUUCAUCAACAAGACAGUGGGGGACUCCGUGGAGCUGCUGGCAGGCUUAGAGAGGGGACAUUUCAUAUCAUUGCAGUGGAAGUAUAGAGGAAAGGAUAUUGCAGAAGUCAACUCAGAAGGUGUAUAUUCACCUGGAUCCCAGUUUGAGGGGAGACUAGUUUAACGGUCAGAGAACUGCCACUGCAAGACUCAGGGGAAUUUCUAGUUAUAGGCGAAGGGGACAAAGGUCAGAUUGGCAGUAAGACCAUCACUCUGAAGGUCCACGGUAGGCUGUUAUCACCUUUUUGCAUCCUAUUUUGAUAUCAUUCUAAUUUAUAUCCAUGACCACAGCUGAUGAUCUUUAAACUAUAACACUGAUUUUGUGGUUUUAUACUGACCUUACUCACCAUGCUUUGAUACAUUAACAAGUUUUUAUCCUCUGUCGUCUUUCUCCUGGUGGUAUGGCUAUGGUAGGGUACAUUUAGAAGACUGAUUAUGAGUCUCUAUCUCUCUCCUGGUUGGUCAGAGCUUAUAUCCAAGGUGGUGAUCCAGACAGACAUCACGCUAUUUGCCAACCACUCCUGUACGGUGCGGCUGGUGUGCAACGUGUCCUGCUACUCCAACCUUACAUACACCUGGGAGAGAGACAAUGAGAUGUACGGGGACGCCCAGCAGAUUCACUUCUCUCUCUCUCCUGCAGAGAGAGACAUCAGUGUAACGUGCAACGACUCCAACCUAGUCAGUUGGAAAACUGUCUUUGCGACAGUAAAGUGUAGUAAUGACAAAACCGCCCCAGGUACCUAG